AUGGAUCACCAUCACAGCAAGGUAAAUGUUAGGGAACAAACCUGCUCAGAAUGGCUGGAGGCGGAAAUGAUCAGCUCAGAGGCGGAGACAGAGGACCAGAGGGGAGAGAGGGGAGAGCGCGAUGGUGAAUCAAGACCAGAAUUCAUGAGGCAAGAAAGCUACUCGACGGAUGAUUUCACCAUUACAGCAGACGUCGUGUACAUUGAGCCAGAUCGCCUUGCUAUCGAGGAGCACCUCCAUCAAGCACCGAUCGAGCAGCUUAACCACCCCUCAACCAUCUCGCAUCAGUUUCGCCGCUUGCCUCAAGUAGACCAUCCCCAUGAGGUGAUUUACAGCGAAGACAUGUUCGCGGACAAGAAAGCAGGAUGGGAGCACAAGAUUGUAAGUGAACACGCAAUGGAGGCGUCACUCCACGACAACUCAAAUGGCUCUACCGCGCAGGUUGGAGCUACGAGGAACCAUUACUACCCAUCGCCAAUACCCAAGCGGAAGGACAUACUGACGGUCACGGCUCCUGAUGGAGUAAUCAUGAGCAAAAGAGCAAAUUCUACAUCGCCCAAUCACAAUUUCAAAAUUUAUGGCGAUUAUGACUUAUCUCCUAACGAAUCGUAUGUGAGCAGCUUUCAUAUUUCUCCUCAUGUAAGACGUGCAACCCGGGAUAUCGAAGAUGCCACCAAGAGCCCUGAUAGGAGGAUCUUUGACAUGGUCGCAAAUCAUCGCGGAAAUUUGCGACCCGAUGCCCAAAGACCUUCAAUUGUGCCUCCGCUAAUGCUGGACUCCAUUGAGAAACUAUCGUAG
Messenger RNA from Guillardia theta CCMP2712, 798 nucleotides. RefSeq lists its product as hypothetical. Bases 1 to 798 code for a protein of 265 amino acids. NCBI's taxonomy places the organism in Eukaryota, Cryptophyceae, Pyrenomonadales, Geminigeraceae. The record is from RefSeq and is a predicted model, not a curated record. The transcript has 2 exons.